Messenger RNA from Biomphalaria glabrata, 1548 nucleotides. RefSeq lists its product as uncharacterized. The record is from RefSeq and is a predicted model, not a curated record. The transcript is spliced from 5 exons. The coding region runs from base 193 to 504 and encodes 103 amino acids. NCBI's taxonomy places the organism in Eukaryota, Metazoa, Mollusca, Gastropoda, Planorbidae.
UCUUUCGAAAUAGUUUUGGGGUCACGUGUAGCCAUCACUGCCAACCAUACAAGAUCCCAGGUAACAUCAGUGAACAUCACUGCCUUAAACAGACGUGUGUGUGUGUUUGUGACCUGGCCUGCCGAUCAGAUACUCCUCUAGUUGUGCAUAUGACACGAUAAAAACCCAGAAAACCCAUCAUUCUGAGAGAAAAUGGCAGGCUUGAGCAUCAUAGGUCUAUUUGUUUUCUUUGCUGUUGCCCUACAGAGUGUAUGCUACGCUGAUUGCCCAAGCUGUGACUCAGGAGGGACCUCUUGCAGUGCUAUGAGAGCCUAUGUUACUUGUCUAGCGACUAAAACAACCAGUGCCGGCUGUAACGUUAUAGAAGCCACAGCUGCCUCAGCGCUCAAGGUAUCAGUGGAAGCCACAAUAAAAGUAGGAUGCACAGGCUGUGGGCUGGUCUCUUCAGUUGCUCUUGUGCUGAUGCUCAACGCCGCUGUCUACUUUGGACGAAAGCUUGUUUGACUGACAUGACAUAAUGUUGUUUUAGUUUUUGUUGCCUUUUAUAAAGUCUUUUUUUUUGUUUGUUUUAAACAUAUUUUUUUUUUCAUCUUUACAGAAGAUAUAUAUAUAUAUAUAACUUUGUAGUGACCGCUCACUUCGAUGUUGCAAUGUGGUUAAACCUCAAAGUCUAACGUUGAACCACUGAAAACCUACACAUUAUAUUUAUGUUAAUCAAUAUUAAUUAAGCACUCUCGCGCUGACAUGUAAGAACAGCAAUCUGCUCUUUGUUUACACUUGAUUUUAUGUUUCAUAUGCAAUAAAUUCAAUCAGACUGAAAAAAAGAAGAAAACGCGAUAUGAAGAAAUGUGGUGGAAGAAUACCUUAAUUUUAAAAAAAUAAAAGAAGAAGAUUGGGAAAAGGUUUUGAAGUAACUCAACAAUGUCAAGGACGUCAUAAAUCACUUCUGCCAACUCAACACUAAACGUUGAUAACUUUUAUAAUAAACUAUUACUUUGAGCUAAAAGCAAAUGGACACACCAAAAAUCUUUUUUUUUUCUUUUUCAUGACAGCAUGUAUCAAUUCAAAUAUGUUUAAUGUUACCACCUCUCGACCUUUUUUUUUUCUUACUUUUCCAAUUUUAUAUACAAAAAUCAUAAAGAUUAGCUUUGUAAGCCUACCGGGUUCUAGUUGUUAAUUUUUCCAUGUAGAUUUUAAUAACUUGUUUUUUACAUAUUAUUUUAUGUGUUUGUGAUAUACCAGCAAUCUAUUGAUUCCUUAGUAGCCUUUGGCACAUUUUUAUUAAACACGUGACAUGACGUGCACCUGAUGUGAAACAUCUCAAAUUAAUGAAUCGCUUUGUAUUUAUGGACAGUGUUUGGACAUAGCGUAUGACCUUUCUCCUUAAAAACGGUGGUGUAAAAAUCUGAAGGGAAACAGUAACAUGUCACAGUGACGUUAAGAAUAUUUUGCUUGUAUAUGUUCUUAUUCAAUUUAUUUAUGGAAGUAAAGGUCUUUCUUCUGAUUAACCUGCUUGAUUAAAAUGAAUAAAUUGGUCGCUUUAUUAAA